Messenger RNA from Plutella xylostella (diamondback moth), 1976 nucleotides. RefSeq lists its product as uncharacterized. The record is from RefSeq and is a predicted model, not a curated record. NCBI's taxonomy places the organism in Eukaryota, Metazoa, Arthropoda, Insecta, Lepidoptera, Plutellidae.
UGAGGGGGAAAACCGAGAAAAAUUGUUGCAUAAAAGUUUAGGGGAGUUAACUAGUUAUUUGCCGGCUACAAUACUUCUAGAGAAGUACCUACUUAUAUUUCUUGCUGUAGUACCUAUAUCCUUGUUAACACAUUUUGUAAAUCAGUGCGUUAUGGUUAGGGUAAUAUCCCUAUGAUUGACGAUGGCGUAUAAUUUAGAACAUCGGUUUCCCGGACCACAUAUCGAUAUUUUUAUAGGCCCUGGGUCCUACGAACAUGAGAUUUGCAAACCGUUUCAGCAAAACAAGUACCCAUUUAAUUCCUCAAAAAACAGAGAUACGCUUAAAUAUGGUAGUCUAUACACUGAAGCAAUAUAUUAUGCUAAGUACCGGGAUAAAAUACCGCUAGGAACAUCAUUGCAGUCAAAGACGCCACGUUUUCCUUAUGAACUAUUUAGCAAAGAAGAUAUGGAAGAACUGUUAUGUCGAUGUGGAGUAGAGAGCCCAUGUAUUUGUGAUGAGGGGAAAGUUACAGAACAAGUGGUAUGCCAGGCGAAAGUUCCAAGGAAGCUUUUCAUCGGUUCGUGUCCACAUUCCCCUGGACGCCGUCACGUUUUAAUGAAACCGAAUAAACCAAAUCCUGACUUUUACAACGCAACCGUUAAUGAGUUUACUAAGUUCUAUCAUGGCUGUAAAUGGAGUAAAUGGACCUCGAAACGCGAAAUAAAAUCGCUUGAAACCAGACCGGGGCCUGCUGAUUAUCAUGUCGAAAAAAAAACAACAGCUCAAGAAAUUUGUAAUGAAAGAAUACGGGAAUACCAUCGUAUGUCAUCAAAGCAGCCAAGAUACAUUGAAAUGGUACAGGAUUUAGAAUUACGAGAGUGUCGCCCUGGACCGGCAAGUUAUUAUGUAAAAAAUCCACAGUGUCCAGACUUAAAGUUUUACGGGGGCAAAGCGGAACGAUUCCCUAAAUCAAAAUACGAAAUUACACCUGGACCAGCAGACCAGUAUAUCAAGCGACUUUAUGAUUCGCAGACGUGUGAAAUGAAGUGUCCUCAUGUAAAACUACCAGCACCUGCAGGUUUCGGCGUCAAGGCAGCCAGGUUCAGGAACCAACACCAGAAAGGACCUGGCCCAGCUGACUAUAACAUUAAACUUAAUCUCUGCGCAUUUAUGCACUGCUCAACUGCACCAUUCGGCGUAUCGUCAAAAAGAUUUGUAGAUGAUCCUACAGAAGAUUUUAGUGAUGAAGAACUUGACGAGGAAGAAGAAAUACCUAAAAAAGAACCCUGUGUUAACCCAACCUGGCAAUUCAAAUCAAAUAGUAAACUAUACAAACCUCUAAUAAAAAAAUUAAAUGACCCAAGUCCUGCAGACUUUUUAAAUUGCCCAUGCGGGAACAAAUAUUUAACAGAGAGACCUCCGGAAAAACAGUAUGCAGCACCGUUCUAUUCAUCUGAUGGCCGAUUCCUACCAUGGUAUAGUUGGGUUUCGAUUUGUGGAAAGAGUUCGUCUCCUGGCCCAGGCUACUACGAACUGAAUGGACCCAAAUGCCGUCCGGCCUUCAUGUGUGGACCACUGUAUAAAACUCCACGGUUUAACAGUAAAAUUAACACAAAUCCUGCUCCUAACGAAUACAAUAUUGAGACAGAAGCGGCAGUACUAAACACAUUUAAUGUUAGGCUGAAAAACAACUUAUCCAAAAGAAAGACGUUAAAUUUGAAACCUCGUAAAGAAAAAAAACAUCCAACAAAAGAGGAUAUAGAGAUGAAACUCUAUCAACAAUCAAUAGAAUUACUAGACGAAGAAUGUGUAUAACAAAAAAGUAAAUUGUGUUAAAUUAACGUGGUAUUUUGAACUUUUUCAUUGCCCGCGAGCGUAUUUUUUAUAUCUACAACAUCUUAUUUUAAAAAAUAUUGUUUUUAUACAUACCUACAUAUUUUAGUAUACUUACUUUAGUAUUUGUUACAUAUCAUUUACCAUUUUUUAUUAAAUAAAU